UGCUGGGAGCUGAGUUGCAGCGCAAGGGAGAGAGACGAGUGGGGAUGUGGAAGGGUUAUGGUUAAGACUUCAACUUUUGUCGCUCCUGUAUCAUAUUGUACACACUCACUUUCUUCUCUGAUUAUUGGUAUUAGAUCCAUGACUGUAGCAAGUGCAGACUGACGCCUGGAUGGGAGACUCCAAGUCAGCUUCCAAAACCACCUGGAAUGGUGGUGAAGGCAAAUGAGUUUCUUUGCACUGAAAUUGUUCUUCAAAAUCUGAAGUGGACAUUGCCCACCCGAGCCGGUCACCAUGAACGCCUCUGUGCUUCCACCUUCCAAUGACACGCCUCUCUGCUACUCCAUCAACAGUCCUCCAUUCAAGGACGUCCCUAACAUCGCCUCAGCCUACUUCUCCUCAAUCUUCAGCGCUUUGGGUCUCACCUCCAACCUCAUCGCCUUCGUGGUUCUCCUCAAGUCGUUCCGGCGGACCCACAGCAGCUCUCGUUCCUCGUUCCUCAUCUUUCUGGGAGGCCUGGUGGUCACGGACUUCAUGGGCCUGCUGGUCACAGGAACCAUCGUAGUGGGCUUCCACAUCACGCACUUCAACUGGCGCAGUUUAGACCCCCACUGCCACUUUUGCAACUUUAUGGGCAUGUCCAUGGUCUUUUACGGACUCUGUCCGCUGCUGCUUGGCGCCGCUAUGGCCGUGGAGCGUUUCAUUGGCAUCAAUCGUCCAUUUGCACGAAGCACCAGCACGCCCAAGAGGCGGACGGUCUCCAUGUUGUUGUUGGUGUGGUUCACCGCCGGCUGCAUGGCGUCGUUGCCCCUGACCGGAAUCGGGAGCUACCACAUGCAGAUGCCCGGCUCCUGGUGUUUCUUCAACAUCAGCUCAGCAGGCACUGACCUGGUCUUCUCCUUGCUCUUUUCCCUGUCCGGGCUGACGUGCAUUGCUGUGUCCUUUGUCUUGAACACGGUCAGCGUCGUUACACUGAUCAAGGUGUGCUGUGGACAGGACAAGAUGCAACGGCGUCGAGAUCAGGAAGUGGAAAUGAUGGUGCAGCUCAUCCUGAUCAUGGUCAUCGCUUCCAUCUGCUGGUGUCCUCUGCUGGUCUUUAUUGCACAAACUGUGCUGAGUGGACGUCCUCUAGAGAUCAUCUACCUUCUGGUGUGGCUACGUUUCGCCUCCUGGAACCAGAUCCUGGACCCCUGGGUAUAUAUCCUGUUUCGUCGGUCGGUGGUACAGAGAAUCUACCCCCGAAUGGACUGGUCCCGGUGGUCCAUGGUCACCUUAAACCCAUCUCUCAGGGACACCAUUAAAAGGUUCAGGCGCUCUUCUUCCCUCGGAAGGCCUCUUAGUGCAGAGGAAACGGAACAGACCGAAAAAAUAAACAACACGGACCAUGCACCAUGAAGCCGCUUCUUCCUCGAAGAUGCUUUAGCUUGAUAGCUGAUUGAGGACCUGUUUUUGGAAAGGCUGGGUUAUAUUUAGGAUGUAAUGUUUUGCAUUAUUAACAUCCCAGGAUCCAAGCAUGCAGUGAUGUGAAAGAAUGCAAAUGCACUAAUCACUUAUAUACGCUAAAAAACAAACAGGCAACUGACUCUGUCCGACCGCCAAAUUUGUCUGCUAGCCAUUUUGGGACGAACAAAAUCACUAAACUAAAGGAAAUUGUAUGUCGAUUUCUUUUUUCAAAUGUGUUGCUAAGCAGAAAGCGCCAUGCACUUUACAUGCAUGCUGCUCCAUUGGAAACUCGGACCAGAGGGCUUUGCUGCGCCACCAAAAGGACAAGGAGAGUUGGCAGUAGGGGUGUCCUGAUUCGACAUUGAUAUAGAUCCGAUAUCAGCAGAAAAACGAGUAAAGUGGAACAUCGAUUUAAGAACUUAUUUGGUUCUUGAGCAGGGUUUGUAAAUAGAAAAGUUCAUAUAUUGAAGCAAAUGUAUCCAUAAGAAACAAUGUAAACAUGAAUAAUGGGUUCCAGCCUCAAGAAAAAAAAGCCAUAUUUUAGUUAAGGUUUGUACACUAUACAGCACUGUACAUCAAACAAUCAUAACAAGACAGUGAUGAUGGUUGAACUUACUAUUUGAUAAAACAACUAAAACAACGAGCUGAAUUGUCCUCCUACACAGCCGCCAAACAGACAUGCACACCCACCGCCGCUAGCCCUGUGGUGCACUCACAGUUUGAAAGCCUAAACUCCUUAACUGUAACAUCCAGGUCGCUACAAUGAUUAUGAAUAAAAAAAUUAAUUCACCUUACCUUGCUGGGUAAUUUUCUUGGCGCUUAGUGGAAUAAAGGGUUAGGGAUGAGGCAGUGUCGACAACGCUGUUGAUACUACUUGUAUGUUUCAAACCACCAUUGCUUUCUUUGGACUCAUAUCGUGUUAGCAAAAGUAGAAACACAAUGUAAAAAGGCUAAAAACACUUAAAAGUACACAAAGUAGUGACUUGCAAAGUAGCUAAUGACAACGUUGCUAUGCUGACUAAGCAAGCAGGAGAAUGAUAUGCCCGCCCACAAUGGUUCUGCUGCUGGGCACACAAUAGUUGGAUGAAACAUGGGUACACUGAAACAAGGUUUGAACAACAAAUACAUUUUGUCCGUCUGUGGUUCAUAAAUGAAAAAGUUUGUAUACAGAGGGGUUUCGUAAAUCGAGGGUCCACUGUGUUGGAUUAAUACAGCUCGCAUCUAAGACACAGGUGUCAAACUCAAGGCCCGGGGGCCGGAUCUGGCCCGCCACAUUAUUUCAUGUGGCCCACAAAAGCCUAGAAAUAAUAUGCAUUAAUAAAAGGCUUAAUCUGUUCUUCCUAAAUAUAUUUGUUCUUUCCCUUUUGACAUUA
Messenger RNA from Entelurus aequoreus (snake pipefish), 2813 nucleotides. RefSeq names its product thromboxane A2 receptor (gene tbxa2r). NCBI's taxonomy places the organism in Eukaryota, Metazoa, Chordata, Actinopteri, Syngnathiformes, Syngnathidae. Bases 292 to 1392 code for a protein of 366 amino acids. Gene Ontology annotation, cellular component: plasma membrane. Gene Ontology annotation, biological process: adenylate cyclase-activating G protein-coupled receptor signaling pathway; positive regulation of blood pressure; positive regulation of cytosolic calcium ion concentration. The record is from RefSeq and is a predicted model, not a curated record. Gene Ontology annotation, molecular function: thromboxane A2 receptor activity. The transcript is spliced from 3 exons.